This is a messenger RNA of Carassius gibelio (silver crucian carp), 1519 nucleotides long. It is a transcript of the gene brix1, whose product is annotated as brix domain containing 2. Lineage: Eukaryota; Metazoa; Chordata; Actinopteri; Cypriniformes; Cyprinidae. The transcript has 10 exons. Gene Ontology annotation, cellular component: nucleolus. The coding region runs from base 17 to 1126 and encodes 369 amino acids. The record is from RefSeq and is a predicted model, not a curated record. Gene Ontology annotation, biological process: ribosomal large subunit assembly; rRNA processing. Gene Ontology annotation, molecular function: rRNA binding.
AGCCGACGCUUGUCUGAUGAGCACGUUUCCGCUUCCGGUGACGUGUGAGAGAAAGAUGGCUGCGCGGGGAAAGAAACGUGCGGCGGAGCGAGCGGCACAAAACAAGACGAAACGAGCGAAAUUGAACGGGAACAAAACGCCACAAACCGAGAAAAACCCGAAGACCGUGACGUUUACCCCGGAGAAUGAAGAAGAAGCGAAUAAAAACAUCAUCAGCGUCCCGCCGCCCGUCAGCUCGGGCAAAUGGACGAAUAAGGAGCGAGUGUUGGUGUUUUCUUCUCGCGGGAUCAGCUUCAGGACGAGGCACCUGAUGAUGGAUCUACGGACCAUGAUGCCUCACAGCAAAGCUGACACCAAGAUGGACAGGAAAGACAAGCUCUUUGUGGUGAACGAGGUGUGUGAGAUCAAAAACUGCAAUAAAUGCAUCUUCUUUGAAGCCAAGAAGAAACAGGAUCUUUAUAUGUGGAUCUCAAACGUUCCUCACGGACCUUCAGCCAAGUUCCUUGUACAGAACGUUCACACUCUCGCUGAGCUGAAAAUGACCGGAAACUGUCUGAAAGGCUCCAGACCGCUCCUGUCCUUCGACCCAAAAUUUGACCAGGAGCCGCACUACGCGCUGCUGAAGGAGCUCUUCACUCAGACCUUCUCGACGCCUCGCUAUCAUCCGAAGAGUCAGCCGUUUGUGGACCAUGUUCUGACCUUCACCAUCGCUGACCACAGGAUCUGGUUCAGGAACUAUCAGAUCAUCGAAGAAGACGCGUCUCUGGUGGAGAUCGGCCCACGAUUCGUCUUGAAUCUGAUCAAGAUCUUCCAGGGCAGCUUCGGUGGACCCACGCUGUUCGAGAACCCUCACUUCCAGUCUCCCAACACGCAUCGGCGCCUGAUCCGACAGGCCACAGCGGCCCGACACAAGGAGCGUCAGCUGGUGAAGCAGAUCCUGAAGGAGAAGCGCUCCGAGGAGCAGGAGGUGCUGGCGAAGGACGUGACAGACGAGGUGUUCCAGACUCCAGCCGAGCCCAAAGAUCCUGAGGUCCAGCUACAGCCUCCAGAACCACACAAGAAGAAGACGCUGCGCCUCACCGAGCUGAAGAAGAGGACGCUGAUGAAGCGCAAAGGCCUGCGAUAAACCUGCUGUACUCCCUGAACAUCUCUGUGAUCGUCACGCAGGCUUGCAUCGAUGGUCUACUGAUCUCAGAUCACCGCUUCUGAAACACUUAACAUGGCUCACUGCUUUCACACUGUGUUUCUAAAUGACCAAGCUACAGACAAACUUGAGUUAGGUCUGUUUUAAUGCAUUCACACUGAACACAUUAUUAAAAACGCUGUGUUAUUCUGGACUCAUCUGCUUGUGUGUACAUGGCAUACUUUAUUAAUAAUGUGUUUGAGCUUGGUCUUUUAAAAACACUGUUUAAAAGCAGUAAGCCACGUGAAGUGUUUCAGAAGUUUUUUUUACAUCUUUGUGUUUCUGAUUGUUUUGUAAACAAUGCAUUGUUAAUAAAACCUUUAAUCAAUGUUCAAA